This is a messenger RNA of Haemonchus placei, 1215 nucleotides long. The record is from the annotation of a GenBank genome assembly. NCBI's taxonomy places the organism in Eukaryota, Metazoa, Nematoda, Chromadorea, Rhabditida, Trichostrongylidae.
AUGACGGAGGCGUUAAGUCUAGCUGGAAUGCGAGUGAUGUGCGAGGGAAAAGAUCAGUCGGAAUUCGUAAGCGAAGUACCAUGCUCCCCACGAGGUGAAGAAAUCUUGCGAAUGAGACAGGAAUUAGAGGCUGCUCGUCGGUCACUAGCCGAAAAAGACGAGAAGAUGUGCCGAUUGUCCCGGAUACAGGAUACCGUCGAUGCCGAGGUACAGGAACUGACCGAGAAGCUUUUCCAGGAGGCUUACCGAAUGGUGAACUAUGCCGAAGAACGUCGGGAGCGAUCUGAAAAGCUCUUGAACGAGUCAAGGUUGCAGGUCGAAGUCCUGUCGGCUGAAGUGGCUGCCCUCAAACUACUUGUUCAAACACCUGGUAUGGGUCAGAACCACUUCCAACAUACGUCUCCUGAGCACAAAUCGGCUUUGGCAAAGCUGUUUUCCACUACCUCAGCUAAACGAUCGAGUUCAUCUGGAGCCGUCCCCACGCGAAAAGCGUCCACUUUGCCGCCAACGACGACUCACCUCCAACGCGAGAAGGAACGAGAAACUGAACAGAAACAGGCGGAAGCUGUCGAAGAAAUUACCGAUCAGGUGGAUCCGAUACUGAUGCUCGAAUUCACAUCGUGGCGUGAUGCUGGUCAUCCGUUGGCUCAUCAUCCCUUCAUGGACCGUGUCAAUAUUGAAGAGAUCGCGCCAUGUAUGCUGUUCAGUGCCAAAGAGGUUUGUAGACUUUAUUACAUAGACAUACAUGCUUUGAGAAAGGACUUCCGUGGAAAAAUGUCGUGGGUGAGGAUGACUUGUGAGAUAGACGAGCUGUCCGACGCGGUUUUUGAUUCCAUAGCUGCGAACAAGCUGGAGCUGGAACCUGUACAUGAAGAUAAACCACAUAUCAUCUGUUUGUUAACGGAACCGAUGAACUUUUCCGUAUUAAAAGUCAUCAGUUUCAGGCCUUGUGCCCUGACGAAUGUUUCCCGAUUCUGUCCAUAUCGAGUACGGGUUUCUGAGGAUGCUCCAUGGCAUAGGAUCUCCCUGCUGGCGCGGAAUCGAAUAGCUGCGGUCUGUGACUACUUCACAUUUAUACGGUACUUGCGAGCCGGUUUGAUCAAAUCUGGUAUUCGAGACGCAUAUUUUGAUGUGAUGCAGCUCCGGCGGAACAUGUGUCUGGCGAAGCUUGGCCUUGGAUUUGUGCCAAAAACCAACUUACGACCCGGUUUCUAG